This is a messenger RNA of Theobroma cacao (cacao), 402 nucleotides long. The record is from RefSeq and is a predicted model, not a curated record. Lineage: Eukaryota; Viridiplantae; Streptophyta; Magnoliopsida; Malvales; Malvaceae.
AUGGUGAAGCGAAGUGUUGUGCAUAUAUCAGAAGAUGAAUUGGAGAAAGUACGUGAUGCAAGAUUCAUGAAAUGGUUUAAAAAAUAUGUUGCAAAACGUAAAGAUGAAAUUAACCCACGUAUACUUGAAAUCUCUCAUGGUCCAGGACGUAUGAUAAGUACUCCAUCAGAAGAACUUGACAACUUUACAAUUUUAGCAAGUGGUAAUUAUGAAGAGGUUAAUUUCUUGAUUGAGGAAGAAGAAGAUGACAUGCAAAGAGAUGAAGAUGAAGAAGGUGACAUGGAAGGACAUGAAAAUGAAGAUGAAGAUGAAGAUGAACUUGAAGACGAAGACAAAAAAACUUUUAGUGAUGAUAGUGAUAAUAAUGAAGAAUAUGAGUUUGCUUAUUUUGAAAGUGAUUGA